This is a messenger RNA of Prorocentrum cordatum, 2739 nucleotides long. NCBI's taxonomy places the organism in Eukaryota, Dinophyceae, Prorocentrales, Prorocentraceae. The record is from the annotation of a GenBank genome assembly.
GUGGGUAACACGCUGCCGCGCUUUGCGUCUCAAGCCAGAGACUUUCGAAGCCUGAGAUCAUCGCUCGAUCUUGCGCCACCGGCCGCCAUGGUGAAUGAAGGACCGCCGACCCCGGAGGCGGUCAAUGCAGCGAUGGAGGAUGUGCCCACAACGGGCCCCCUGGCGAGCAGCUACCGGCGCACCUUGCGGGAGAUGAAAAAGAAAGGCGCGGAUGUGGACCCCGAUGACCCUGUGCAUUUCAAGCUCUGCGGGGCCUUGCAGAAGCUGGGGCUCACCAAAAUUGACAUGCGCACGUUCAGAGAGUGGGCCGACAGAGUGACGCAGUUCGUCAAAGAAGAACGGGAGGUGUGGCUGGUGCAGAAAGAGGCUUUCCCGGAUGUGGGGAAGGACAAAAAAGUCAGUUUCUGGCUUCUCGGGCCCAGCGAGGCCCAGGGGGUCGACCACGACAGGGUGUGGGUGUUGGAUGCUCACGCCCCCACCGGGCCGUACAUGCGCGGGGCCAUCAGGCGCACGAUCGGUUGGAAAGCUACAAAGGACAGGGGCUCGAAAAAACCGCGCCUCGAGGAUGGCGACGCCCAUGCUUCGGGGCAGAGCUGCGGCGCCGAAGUCGCCGCAGGGUCCGGCCCAGCGGCGGCCCCGCAGGGCAUGGCACCGGCCCCGGCGGCUCUGGCAGCGGCUUCGUCGGGCAUGGCGCCGGGGGGGGCGGAGGCGAGCACAUGAAGAGGGAUUCGGAGAAAUCGUUUGCUGAUGAACUGUCCGUUGAGUCUAGGUAUUUCUUUCAAUACCUCGCCGAUUGGAUCUUGAAGGGGAAGACGCACGAGGUGAUCGGCCACUUCGCGCCGCUCUUCCGCGAGGCCAAGGAGCUGCACCCCGCCCUGGUCCCGAAGAUUGCGCAGGCGAUCUGCAGCAUCGGCGAAGUGGACCUCCUGGGGCAGUUUUCGGGCUCAGAGAGCGAGCUCGAGAAGUACGGCCUUCCGCCGAAGCACAUCUCUGCCCUUGCUGGGAGCCCGUUCCUGGCUGGCUUCCGGAAGGCCCGGUUCGAGGCGCAAUUCGCCCUGGCGAAGACAGCCAGCUCGUGGCGCGGCGCGGCGCCGGGCCCGGCUGCGGAGCAGCCCGGCGGCGAGCAGCCAGGCGGCGAGCAGCCGGGCGGCGAGCAACCCGACGGCGAGCAGCCCGGCGGCGUGCAGCCCGGCGGCGAGCAGCCAGGCGGCGAGCAGCCAGGCGGCGAGCGGCCCGGCGGCGAGCAGCCAGGCGGCGAGCAGCCAGGCGGCGAGCAACCAGGCGGCGAGCAGCCAGGCGGCGAGAGCGACGGCUCGGCCGCUUUGCAGGCGGGCAACGCGGACAGCAGGGCCAGGCUGGAGCUGAUCAUCUCGCUGCUCGGCAACGCGCAGGCGGACGAGCAGCAGAAGAAGGAGCUGGAGUUUAAGGCCAUGAUGACGAAUUCGCCCGGGCCCAGGCUGGCGCAUCUCAUGAAAAUGGCCCUGGGCGAGUUCAGUUUGCUCGAGGCGUGGUUCCCCGGGGGCCCGGACCAGGUGGUUGGGCUGCUGCUAAAAGGCGUUCGGUACAAGGAUUGCGCAAUCCAGAACGUGGUCAACGCCAUCCAGCACGUGGUCAAGGGCGGCGCGCAGGAAUCGUUGGUGACUCCCGUGGUUCGUGGCUUGGGGGCUCUGCACGUCCGCCCGAACGAGCUCCAAGCGAAGGAGCCCAAGGACAUGGUGGAGCCAGGGAUGGGGCCCCUGGACAACCGCGAGGGCCGGCAUCGAUCCCAGGAGCAGCGCUCGAAGUUCAUGGCAAGCAUCUUCGCGGAGGUGGCCUCCCUCCGGCUCGGCGCUGUUGGCUUCACCAGCAACGCGCGGGAUUGCACGGGCAUCCCGUCGAAGAUGUUGCAGGAGGUGCACGCCAUGGCGAGCUCCGCGGUGCCGCUCGUCACGCCUGACAUGCCGGCCCACGCGCUCAUGUGGUGUCACCGCCGGGUGGUCGAGGAGCUGGAGGCCAAGAAAAAGUCGCAGCAGGAGCUGGCCAACGAGACGGCGGGCGAGCCGAAGCAGGGGGUGACCGAGGCGGCGAAGCCAGACGGGGCGCCGGCGACGGGCGGCCCGGGCUUGAGGCGCGUGCGCCCCAGUCGGGCGCGACCGGGGGCGGGGCCCCGAAGAAACACCAGACGGAGCCGGAGGUCAUCGCUGUGGGCGACAUCGUGAUGAUCACGAAGUCCCCGAAGGAGCCUCUGUUGUGGCUGAACAAGAAGGCGCGCGCGGCGAAGCUCAUCCCGGGCCAGGGCCAGGCGAGCAUCCUCAUGCUGGAGGGGAGGAAGAAGGACGAGAAGACGACGAGGCUGAUUGAUAAUCUGAAAAAGGUGGCCGCGGAGCCCCCGGCAGCGGGAGGCGGCGGGGCCGGCGCUGCCGAGGCGGGCGCGUCCGAACCGUUCGCCGACGCAGCUUCCGAGGCGACGGCGGUGUUCGGCGCGGAGCCGCCUUUCGGAGUGGACGGGGAGUCCUGAGCGAGGAUUCUGGAGGAUUGCGCAUUGGCCCCUGGUGCGCGAGGUAGCGCUGGCGCCUAUGGCGCGCCAGCAGUCCCGCGGCCUCGAGAGCGGGCGCCCCGUGGCAGUGUUCGCAGCGGAUGUGCGGCGCAAAGGAUCUCGGCUUGAGCUGUGCUUGGCGCGGUUGCCCCGCAGAAAAAACACCGAGGCCGGCGGGGUCCGGCGGGCGAUGGCGGAAUAAAUUCAGGCGGCGGCCGGCGGAA